Messenger RNA from Fusarium tjaetaba, 1722 nucleotides. RefSeq names its product amino acid permease. Gene Ontology annotation, cellular component: membrane. The record is from RefSeq and is a predicted model, not a curated record. Gene Ontology annotation, molecular function: amino acid transmembrane transporter activity. Gene Ontology annotation, biological process: amino acid transmembrane transport. The coding region runs from base 1 to 1722 and encodes 573 amino acids. The transcript is spliced from 3 exons. NCBI's taxonomy places the organism in Eukaryota, Fungi, Ascomycota, Sordariomycetes, Hypocreales, Nectriaceae.
AUGAGCGGGAACGACGUCGAGAAGACGGAUCUCGGCUACGAUGCCUCUGCAGCUCCCACCAAGGACAUUGGCGUCGGCGAGGAUCGUCACAUUCGCGGUCUCGAGACCAGCGCUGAGACGUCGCUGCACCGAGGUCUCAAGGCCCGUCACAUCACCAUGAUUGCCAUUGGUGGUGCGAUCGGUACUGGUCUUAUCAUCGGCACUGGCAAGGCCCUGGCGCAAGCUGGUCCUGGCUCUGUCUUUAUCUGUUAUACGGUCGUUGGUUUCGUCGUCUUCCUCGUCAUGGCUGCGCUUGGUGAGAUGGCUGCUUGGCUCCCCAUGUCUGCUGGUUUCACUGGUUAUGCUUCUCGAUUCUGUGACCCUUCUCUUGGUUUUGCGCUUGGUUGGACUUACUGGUUCAAAUACAUCAUCGUUACGCCUAAUCAACUCACUGCUGCUGCGUUGGUCAUUCAAUACUGGGUUGAUCGAGACAAGGUCAAUCCAGGUGUCUUUAUCACCAUAUUUCUAAUCACCAUCGUCGUCAUCAACUAUUUCGGCAUUCGAUUCUUUGGUGAACUCGAGUUCUGGCUUUCCUCGUUCAAGGUCAUCGUCAUCAUUGGAAUCAUCCUCUUCUCUCUGGUUCUCGCUCUUGGCGGUGGUCCUGACCAUGAUCGAAAGGGUUUCCGAUACUGGAGCAACCCUGGCGCCUUCAAGCCGUAUAUCAUGACUGGCGACGCUGGACGAUUCCUCGGCUUCUGGUCCUGCAUGGUCAACGCUACCUUUGCCUACCUCGGAACUGAGCUCGUCGGUGUAACAGUCGCUGAGGCUCAGAACCCUCGCAAGACCGUGCCCCGCGCCAUCAAGCUCACCUUCUACCGAAUCCUCUUCUUCUACUGUCUCUCCGUCCUCCUCGUCGGAAUGAUCGUCCCCUACAACUCUCCGGAGCUUGCCUUUGCCACCAAGGCCCAGGCCGGUGCUUCUGCCUCUCCCUUCGUCGUCGCUGCCGAUAUCGCUGGUGUCAAGGUCCUCCCUCACAUCGUCAACGCUUGUAUCUGCGUCUUCGUCUUCUCCGCCUCCAACUCUGAUCUGUACAUUGCCAGCCGUACCCUCUACGGUCUUGCUUCCGACGGUGCGGCCCCUGCUAUCUUCAAGAAGACUGACAAGCACGGUGUUCCCAUCUACGCCCUCGCCAUGUCUGCUUCGUUCUGUCUCCUGGCCUACAUGAACGUUGCCGACGACUCGACCAAGGUUUUCGGUUACUUUGUCAACCUCACCACCAUCUUCGGUCUCAUGUCCUGGAUCUCUAUCCUCACAACCCACAUCUGGUGGUGCCGCGCCAAGAAGGCUCAAGGUCUUGCCAACGAAGCUCUUCCAUACGUCGCCCCCUUCGGCAUGUGGGGAUCCAUCGCUGCUCUCGCCAUGUGCAUUCUCAUCGCCCUCACCAAGAACUACGACGUUUUCGUCAGGGAUGCCGACACCGGCAAGAUCUUUGGCGGUGAGAAGUACAAGACCUUCAUCACUGGUUACCUUGGUAUUCCCGUGUACCUGAUCCUCAUCUUUGGCCACAAGUUCAUCACCAAGUCUCGCGGAGUCAAGCCCCAUGAGGCCGACUUCUACACCGGAAAGGAUGUCAUUGAUCGUGAGGAGGAGGAGUUCCUGGCUGCUCAGGCCGCUAAGCGCGAGGCCGAGGGUCCCAACCGUGGAGGAUGGUUCUACAAGACUUUUGUCUCUUGGUUGUUCUAG